Messenger RNA from Solanum verrucosum, 3558 nucleotides. Its product is annotated as ubiquitin C-terminal hydrolase 13-like. Gene Ontology annotation, cellular component: nucleus; cytosol. Gene Ontology annotation, molecular function: cysteine-type deubiquitinase activity; cysteine-type endopeptidase activity; protein binding. Bases 142 to 3558 code for a protein of 1138 amino acids. The transcript is spliced from 32 exons. The record is from RefSeq and is a predicted model, not a curated record. NCBI's taxonomy places the organism in Eukaryota, Viridiplantae, Streptophyta, Magnoliopsida, Solanales, Solanaceae. Gene Ontology annotation, biological process: protein deubiquitination; regulation of protein stability.
UUUCGUUCAUUCAGCUCUGGUGAUUUUUCCAUUUUCCCGCUUACUUUCACUUCUCGUUUUUCAAGCUGAUUCCUCAAUUUUCACUUCCAUUUUCUUCCGAAACAAGUUGAAUUCACUGGAAUUUCUUCAUCGAUCACCAUUAUGGCUUCAACAUCUAAGAAUCCAGGAGAUAUGGAGAUGAUGCCAUUGCUGCCUCCACGUGGUGAAGGAUAUCAGCGCAGCGAUGCACCAGUAGUAACAGGAAAUGAUGGGGAUAAUCAGCUACCAGAGGAUCCCCAAACAUUCACUUGGAAGGUAGUGAACUUCUCUAGGUUGAAUGUAAAGAAGCUCUACUCUGACGAUUUUAUUGCUGGAGGCUAUAAAUGGCGGAUUUUAAUUUUCCCCAAGGGCAAGAAUGCUGAAUACUUGUCUAUGUAUCUGGCUGCUGCUGAUUCUGCUGCUUUACCUAGUGGGUGGAUUAUAUAUGCCGACUUCAGUUUGUCAGUAGUUAAUCAAACUCAGAAUGAUUACUCAAUCAGAAAAGAGACACAACACAGAUUCUGUUCUACGGCAAGUGAAUGGGGUUUCGAACUCUUUAUGUCACUUGCUGAGCUAUACGAUCGUGAUAAGGGUUAUCUUGUUGGUGAUGUGUGCACCAUUGAAGCUGAGGUUGCUGUGCUAUCAGAUUCUGAGUAUAUGUCGUACGACUCAAUAAACUCAAAAAAAGUCACUAAUUUUGUUGGACUCAAGAAUCAAGGAGCUACAUGUUAUUUGAACUCUCUGCUCCAGACUUUCUACCAUAUUCCUUACUUCAGGAAGGCUGUAUACCACAUGCCUACAACUGAGAAUGAUAUGCCCCUGGCCUUGCAAAAUUUAUUCUACAAGCUCCAAUUCAGUGACGACAGUGUAGCAACAAGGGAGUUGACAAAGUCAUUUGGGUGGGACUCUUCUGACGUUUUCAAGCAGCAUGAUGUGGAAGAACUCAAUAGACUUCUAUGUGAAAAGCUUGAGGGAAAGAUGAAGGGAACCAUUGUGGAGGGUACCAUACAACAGUUAUUUGAAGGGCACAAUAUGAGCUACAUUGAGUGUAUCAGUGUGGACUACAAAUCUACGCACAAGGAGACAUUUAAUGAUAUUCAGCUUCUUGUCAAAGGUUGUUCUGAUGUUUAUGCUUCUUUUGAUAAAUAUGUUGAAGUUGAUUAUCUUGAUGGUGAUAACAAAUAUAAGUCAGAGGUAUAUGGUUUGCAGGAUGCAAAGAAGGGUGCGUUGUUUAUUGAUUUCCCCCCCGUCCUGCAGCUUCAUUUAAAGCGCUUUGAAUAUGAUAAUAUGCGAGGCAAUGAUUCAAAGAUAAAUGACCGAUAUGAGUUCCCUUUGCAACUUGAUCUGGACAGAGAGAAUGGUAAAUACUUGUCUUCCGAGGCUGAUAGAACUGUCAGAAACCUUUACACACUUCACAGUGUAUUAGUCCAUGGGGGUAGUGUGACAGGUGGACACUAUUAUGCUUUCAUACGGCCAACUCUUUCAAACCAGUGGUAUAAAUUUGAUGAUGAAAGAGUGACUAAAGUAGAUGCAAAAAGGGCAUUAGAAGAGCAAUAUGGUGGUCAAGGGAAGUUGCCACAGACAAAUUCUGAAUACGGCUUUCAAAUUUCUCAGAACUCAAAUGCUUACUUACUGGUCUAUAUACGAGAAAGUGAUAAAGAGAAAAUAAUGUGUAAUGUUGAUCAGAAGGACAUAGGUGAACACCUGAGGGCAAGGUUUAAAAGAGAUCAAGAGGAUGAAGAGCAGAAAAAGAAGGAAGAAUCAGAGGCAAACCUUUACACAAUUAUAAAGGUUGCUCGCGAUGAAGAUAUGCAACGGCAGAUUGGAAAGGAUAUAUAUUUUGAUCUAGUGGAUCAUGAGAAAGUUAAGAGUUUCCGCAUUCAAAGAGAGACACUUUUUAGUGCUUUCAAGGAGGAUAUCAAAAAAGAGUUUCGUGUACCAGUGCAAUUUCAACGUUAUUGGCUCUGGGCCAAGCGUCAGAAUCACACGUAUCGUCCUGAUCGGCCAUUGACCCGUCUUGAAGAAGCUCAAACUGUUGGACAACUGAGGAAAGUGUUCAAUAAGUUUCACAAUGCAGAGCUAAAAUUGUUUCUGGAAGUAGAGUUGGGACCGGAACUAAUGCUCCUCUCUCCACCGGAAAAGGCCAAAGAUGAUAUUCUGCUUUUUUUCAAGCUUUAUGAUCCUGAGAAAGAAGAUAUGCGGUAUGUUGGAAGGCUCUUUGCGAAGGGAAUCAGUAAUCCCAUGGAAAUCUUGAGCAAACUAAAUGCAAUGGCUGGCUAUGCCCCAGAUCAAGAGAUUGAGCUUUAUGAGGAAAUAAAGUUCGAACCAAGUGUCAUGUGUGAAAACAUUGACAAGAACUCCACUUUUCGAUCAAACGAGCUUGAGGAUGGUGAUAUAGUAUGCUUCCAAAAAUCUCUAACGGCUGAAAGUCGACAACAAUUUCGUUAUCCUGAUGUUCCUUCAUUCCUGGAGUACGUUCACAAUCGCCAGGUCGUUCACUUCCGAUCUUUAGAUAAACCCAAGGAGCAGGGUUUCUGUUUAGAGCUGUCUAGAAUCAAUACAUAUGAUGAAGUUGUGGGAAGAAUUGCUCAACAACUCGAGUUGGAUGAUCCCUCCAAAAUUAGGCUCACAUCCCAUGACUGCUUGUCUCAGCAACCUAAACCUCAACCAAUAAAAUACCGAGGUUUAGACUACCUUGUAAAUAUGCUGGUCCACUACAAUAAGAUUUCUGAUAUAUUGUACUAUGAAGUACUGGACAUUCCUUUGCCAGAAUUUCAAGGUUUGAAACCCUUUAAAGUAGCUUUUCAUCGCGCUACCAAAGAUGAAGUGGUCAUUCACAUGAUCAGUCUACCAAAACAAAGUACUGUGGAUGAUGUAAUGAAAAAUCUAAAGACAAAGGUUGAGUUGUCGCAUCCAGAUGCAGAGCUAAGAUUACUAGAGGUAUUCUGCCAUAAGAUUUACAAGAUAUUGCCAACUACAGAGAAGAUAGAAAACAUAAAUGAUCGGUACUGGACGCUACGGGCCGAAGAGAUACCUGAAGAAGAGAAAAAUAUUGGCCCACAUGAUCGUUUGGUUCAUGUAUACCACUUUAAUAAGGAGGCAGCACAAAACCAAAUGAAAAUUAAAAAUUUUGGGGAACCUUUUCUCUUGAUUAUCCGCGAGAAGGAGACAUUAGCUGAACUUAAGCUGCGUAUACAGAAGAAAUUGCAGGUCCCCGAUGAAGAUUUUGCUAAGUGGAAAUUUGCAAUCGUCACGUUUGAUUGGCCUGAGUACCUUGAGGACUUGGACAUCUUGUUGAGUCGUUUCCAGCAAAGGGGGAAUGUCUCUCGUGCUCGGGAGCAGUAUCUUGGAUUGGAGCAUUCUGACGGUGCUUUUAAAAGGACGCAUGCAACACAUCAGGUAAUUUGUGUAUCCGGUUCUGACAUGUGGGCAUUACAAUUCAGUCUGAUUCUUGUUCCGGGAGCACCUGUUUCUGAUAUGGAUGUGAAGUGUGGUUCAGAUGCAGCAUCCCCAUAUCCUACUGAUCAAUCUCGUCUGUGA